AAACGGCGUCGUAUCUCUAACUAGAGUUAUAUUAUCAUGGCCUCUUCCAUGAUCAAGGAAGAAUUCGAUGGUGAUCCCGGAGGAAGAGAUACAUUACAAGAACUAUUAUUAACACUAAAAUCGACAGUUGAAGGAUUGCUAGCCUCACAUUCAACCUAUGUAUGGUCAACAUAUGGUGGUCUCACCAGGCUCUGUAAUGCUGUUAAUAAAAUACUACGCCACCAGCUUAGACAAAAUCAGACACUGUUCACAAAUCUUGAUGAUCAUUGGGUUUUCAUCAAGCGUCUCCGGACAUUAAAUCCAGUACUAGCACCCUCUAUUGACCAGAUAAGCCGGCAAGCUGUGGAGCAAGGAUGCGUGAAAGGUGAACUGUGGGUUAAGAUCAGUCUUGAGAAUCUAAGUUUGUCAUCACAGCUAAAGCAACUGGUUGAGAACGAAGAACAUGCUCAACUCUGUUACUAUGACAGUGCUUUUAUCCGAAGUCCUCCACAUUUCUUGGCCCUUUACCUUUGUUUGCAAGCAGUGGAGCGUAACGAUAUAUCUGUGUUAGCUGAUAUUGAUCCAUCUCUGCUCCGGAAACAAAAGUUGUGUCAUACUCGGAGCGCCUCCUUACCAGGAGGGGCCCCAUUCUACAAGACCAUGCCCAUUAUGCAACGUAAACCAUCUUGUAGUGAAAUGACUCCUCCACACUUCACCUCUCCUAAAACUGAGAGUAUUCUAACCACUUCAGGUGAACAUGCCUUACCAUCCCCACCCAGUGCUGACUCACUUGGUGAGAGGAGAACUUCUGCAAAGGAUGCCCUUACAUUUGUUUUACAAGGUAGCAGUUCUCGGAAUAACGACAAAAUGACACAGAUUACACACGUUGCUACUGACCCUUUGUUGAAUCAGAGUUUCUUGCCUGGGGAGUUAGAUGGACGUUUAGAACAAUCCCCACUCAUGAAUGACAAUGACAAAAAAAGCGACGGUCGGACAAAGAAAAAGGGAAUAUGUGAUUGUAAAACAAAUGCUGCAAUUGAUUCGGAAUGGAGAAGCGAGAUGGAGGCAGCUCUUGUUCACGGUGGCGGUAAGGCAUACUGCCGUCUUUGUGGAAAAAAACUGAAGUUGAGAAAUGAUACUAAUUUAGUUAGAAGGAACUCAUCUCGGAGCAGUCUCCUCAGUUCGUCGUCUACUUUACCACCUCAAAAUAAUCAGCUCUUUGGUGACGAUGAUGAUGUAAAACCACAAAUGGUGGCUCAUAAGAAGAAGAGGCGAACCUUGCAGAAAAUGAAUAGUGUGUCGUCUACCAACCUGGAUGUUAUGGGGGAGGAUGAAUUAGAUGGCAGUGUUUUUUCAUUACCUAGCAGUGUAGAACAUAGGACUGAGAGUUUACUUGAAGAAGGUUCAUUCAGUGUAUCUCCUGUUACGGACUGCUACUUCCCACGCCCAGUUGAAGGCCAGUCACUGCUCAGUUUCUUGUCUUCAAAAGAUUUCAAAAAGUGUCCUGAAUUAGACAGGGAAAAUGCUCAUUUCUGUAUAUCAGAGGCUAUUAUUGCUGCAGUGGAGCAAAUAAAGUGCAGAUCAUUAACAGGUAACGGCAGUGACCAUGAGUCCGAUGGAUCUGAUGAGGAGAUUCAGGAACUAAAACAACGCAUCCGAAUAAGGCGCAAAGAACGUCAUUCACAAAACGUGCGACCCAAGUAUCUUCUUAGUGAUGGUGAAAGCAAAACUGAAACUACUACAACAUCAAGUAGUGGAGAAAAUUCUCCAGCAGAGAGCUUGGAUGAUUCAGAACAUUUUGAAAGUAGCUGUGCCUCAUCAGAAGAUGAACUGACUGACAAAAGUAGCAAUAUGGUAUCCAUGGCAACAACUGGACUGUCAGGAUCGAUGGCAUCUCUGUACUCGGAUGCUGAUGUACGUAGGGGUGUCGUAGCUGCAACGCGGUUAGUGCCUGCUGUUCCGUCCGUAACGGCAGAAGCUGUCGCCCUCUCUCUGCUUCAAAAGUUUUCUGAGAAGCAUCUUCCUGCCGCUUCAGACCUUGCAUGGAUGGUGACGGAGCACGAUGCCCCACAAGCACUUCUUCCACUCCCCAAAUCUGUGCCAAUAUCCCCCGACCAGGCUGACAAUAUCAACACCUCAUCCCUUACUGGUAAAAAUACACGUAUACGAGGCAACUUAGAUUGGGCGCCACCUAGGGCUCAGAUAGUAUUUAAUGUACAUCAGACUCAAAAGAGGAAAGUUGUGAUGAUGAAGCAGAACCAGCGUUGUGCAGGUUGUGGAAUGAAAGUGGAAGUUGGUUACCAGAAACGAUUACGUUACUGUCACUACCUCGGCAAAUACUUCUGCCAUUGUUGCCAUAACAACUCAACCGCCGUCAUUCCAGGCCGUAUUCUUGAGAAGUGGGACUUCCGUAAAUACAGCGUUUCAAAUUUUGCAUUGGAACUGUUGCGCAAGAUGCAUAAUGAUGCACUUUUUAAUGUACAUGACAGAAAUGCUCAGUUAUAUCGAAGAAUAAAUGCUUUAGAACAGUCUAGGGAAUUACGGUUACAACUUUACCACUUAAAGGAUUUCAUAAAAACUUGUCGGAUUGGUCAGAGUCUCUUACCUACACUUGAGCAGUACCCCAAGCACCUUUAUACUGACAUUCACAUCUUCUCCAUACAUGAUCUGCUAAAGGUGAAAAGUGGAGAGUUAGUAGAAGAGUUGAAAGUCUUGGUAGAAGACAUCAAGAAUCAUGUUAAACAAUGUCAACUUUGCCAAGCACGUGGGUUUAUAUGUGAGCUGUGCAAUAAAGAAACUGAUAUUAUAUUUCCAUUUGAACUCAGUAAAACUCACCAAUGCCAAGACUGCUGGGCAUGUUAUCAUAUAUCAUGUUUUCAAACAACAAAAGUUUGUAAGAAAUGUGAGCGGAUAAAAGCAAGAAAAUCAGGCCUAGCCUCAAGUUCCAGACAACCUCAAGAGCCAGCCAAAGUUACUGUUAGGUGACUGUAAAUGGAAGUCAAAUCUAUGCAGUACUCAGUCAGGCACAUGUAGAGAGCAGAUGAAAAUACUGACUUUGAUAUAAAGAGAGCAAUAUAAACACAACACAGUGAUAAAAACACUGUGCAGUAUGCAGGUUAAAAUGAGCAAUUUUACCUUGAUUCCACUGUUACCAGUGGUGUUGAUGUAGCUUGACUUAGAAGCCUUAUGAAACCACUAAACCUAGUGUUCGUAGUACACAUGCUCUUCAUUUUAUGAAGAUUUUUAACUGGUAAUUUAUUGCUUAGCACACAACAGCAAGGGUCACUUCAGGUGUACUCUGUCCAU
Anneissia japonica is the source of this 3285-nucleotide messenger RNA. Its product is annotated as run domain Beclin-1-interacting and cysteine-rich domain-containing protein-like. Gene Ontology annotation, molecular function: phosphatidylinositol phosphate binding. Gene Ontology annotation, cellular component: intracellular membrane-bounded organelle. The coding region runs from base 37 to 2964 and encodes 975 amino acids. The transcript has 18 exons. The record is from RefSeq and is a predicted model, not a curated record. NCBI's taxonomy places the organism in Eukaryota, Metazoa, Echinodermata, Crinoidea, Comatulida, Comatulidae.